AUUUAAACCACCAUCGAAACUCGCGCUACUUCGUCACAGAGACUAUCAAGUGCAUCUGCUCUUACUAUUACCAGCGAACCCUUGGACGUUUAUCCUUCACCAUGAAGAGCUUCAUUCUGCUCCCAUUGAUUGCCGCAAUCGCGGUUGCUGCUCCGACACCGAAGCCUGACAACUUCGAGGCUGAUCCCUUGCUCACCGUUGGAGCCCCCAAAGACUCGUCUUAUGCGACUAAGCGGGCGACGUUUGAGGCCGACCCAUUGCUACAUAUUGGGAAUUCAGAUGAAUCCUCGUACGCAGAGAAGAGGGAUAACUUUGAAGCUGAUCCAUUACUUCAUGUCGGAAACUCGGAAGAGUCCUCAUAUGCCGAGAGGAGGGCUAACUUUGAGGCGGACUCUGAACUGCAGGUUGGGGAUAGUGACGAAUCUUCGUAUGCUCAGUAAAGGAGUCGCUGCUUUAAGUCUGGCCUAGAUAGGGUGAACGGUUACUUGCUCGCCCUGUACUUUGGUAUAGCAAUGGUCACUGUCUAGAUUUACUUUGAUAGGGUUCUGACGUACUUUUGAAAUU
This is a messenger RNA of Daldinia sp. EC12, 564 nucleotides long. NCBI's taxonomy places the organism in Eukaryota, Fungi, Ascomycota, Sordariomycetes, Xylariales, Hypoxylaceae. The record is from the annotation of a GenBank genome assembly.